GUGACGUCAUGUUCGAAAAAACUCUCUCCGAGCCAUCCCAAAUUGAACUUUAAACCUCAUUAUGUGAAACUUUGGCAUUGUUUAACAUUAUAACAACAUCUAUGAUGCUGCUGUGAUGCGGCUGUGAUUCGGCCGUGAUGCGGCUACCUCCGCCGAUGCCUCGUCCACUGGGAGAUGAUCACCUGACCAGACAGAUCCCAGCUAACCUUCAGCACUCUCUGUAGGACUCUCUGGAGGACAGAAGGAUUGUCUGCCUCCUCCUCGGGGACUCUCGUCUGCCCCCCCGGACCAGUUCUGCAUUGGUUUUGUGUUGUGUUGUCAUAUUUUGGAGGUAGACCGCAAUAAGGGAAGCAUGGGAGUGCAACAGGAGGAUGUGGAAAAGUUCCUGAAAGGGAAUCCGGCGUUUGCUAAAGAGUACUUCGCCAGGAAGAUGAACCAAAGCUCCAUAUCCAAGGUGUCGGCACUCCAGGAGAAGCAGGUGGACUUCAGCCAGUUUCAGGAGCUGAGCCAGGUGGAGGAGAGCCGAAUCAUGUAUGGGCUCAUCAAAGACAUGCAGGAGAACAUCAACAUGGAAAAGGUGGUCUUCAAGAUCCUCAAAAGAAUCAGCGCCCUCAUCCACGCCGACCGCUGCAGCCUGUUCAUGUACCGGCAGAGGAACGGCGUCGGCGAGCUGGCCACCCGGCUCUUCAACGUGCAGACCCAGUCCGAUCUGGACGACUGCGUGGUGCCGCCCGAUUCUGAGAUCGUGUACCCGCUGGACAUGGGGAUUGUGGGCCACGUAGCCCAGACCAAGAAAACUGUUAAUGUUAAGGACGUUAAAGAGAACCAGUACUUCAGCUCCUUUGUGGACAGCCUGACCGAGUACGAGACCAGAAAUGUCCUGGCCACGCCCAUCCUCAACGGCAAAGACCUGGUGGCCGUCAUCAUGGCGCUCAACAAGACCACAGGCCCGCAUUUCACCAGCGAAGACGAGGACCUUUUUUUAAAAUACCUGAAAAUCGCCACCUUGAACCUGAAGAUCUACCACCUGAGCUACCUGCACAACUGCGAGACACGUAAAGGACAGUUGCUGCUCUGGUCGGCCAACAAAGUCUUCGAGGAGCUGACCGACAUCGAGCGGCAGUUCCACAAGGCCUUGUACACCGUGCGCGCUUACCUCAACUGCGACCGCUACUCCGUGGGCUUACUCGACAUGACAAAGGAGAAGGAGUUCUUUGAUGUGUGGCCAGUGUUGAUGGGAGAGCAGCCACCUUACUCCGGGCCUGUGACGCCCGAUGGGAGGGAAGUCAGCUUUUACAAAGUCAUUGAUUAUAUAUUACACGGGAAGGAGGAGAUCAAAGUCAUACCCAACCCGCCCGCGGACCACUGGGCCUUGAGCAGCGGCCUGCCUACGUACGUUGCUGAAAGCGGCUUUAUUUGCAACAUCAUGAACGCGGGAGCAGACGAGACCUUUGGGUUUCAGACCGAGCCCCUGGACAGCAGCGGAUGGACCAUCAAGAACGUUCUCUCCCUGCCGAUUGUCAACAAAAAGGAGGAAAUAGUGGGCGUGGCCACCUUCUACAACAGAAAAGAUGGAAAGCCUUUCGACGAGCAAGAUGAGCAGCUCAUGGAGGCGCUGACUCAGUUCCUGGGCUGGUCGGCUUUGAACACGGACACGUACGACAAGAUGAACAAGCUGGAGAACCGCAAAGACAUCGCCCAGGACAUGGUGCUGUACCACGUCAAAUGCCGGAAUGAUGAAAUUCAAAAUAUCCUGAACACCAAGGAAGUGUACGACUGCGAACCAUGCGAGUGCGAAGAAGAGGAGCUUCUAGACAUCUUGAAAAAAGACCUGCCGCCUCUGAUAAAGAAAUUUGAGAUCUACGAGUUCCGCUUUUCGGAUUUCAACUGCACAGAGACGGAGCUGGUCAAGUGCGGCAUACAGAUGUACUACGAAGUCGGGGUGGUCAAGAAGUUCCAAAUCCCUCAGGAGGUGCUGGUCCGCUUCAUGUACUCCGUCAGUAAAGGCUACAGAAGGAUCACGUACCACAACUGGCGCCACGGCUUCAACGUGGGACAGACCAUGUUCACCUUGUUGACGACGGGGAUGCUGAAGAGGUACUACACAGACUUGGAGGUCAUGGCCAUGAUCACUGCCGGCUUCCUCCAUGAUAUCGACCACAGAGGGACCAACAACUUGUACCAGGUCAAGUCAGGCAAUCCACUAGCCAAGCUGCACGGCUCCUCCAUUUUGGAGCGCCACCAUCUGGAGUUCGGGAAGUUCCUCUUGUCCGACGAGUCACUGAACAUCUACCAGAACCUGAACAGGCGACAGGUGGAGCACGUGAUUCACCUGACCGAUAUUGCCAUCAUCGCCACCGACCUCGCUCUUUAUUUCAAGAAGAGGACCAUGUUUCAGAAGAUCGUGGACCUGUCGCACACGUAUGAGGACGAGAAGAAGUGGGUGGACUUCCUGUCUCUGGAAACAACCAGGAAAGAGAUCGUCAUGGCCAUGAUGAUGACAGCGUGUGACUUGUCUGCUAUCACCAAGCCUUGGGAGGUGCAGAGCAAGGUUGCCUUGUCGGUGGCAGCAGAAUUUUGGGAGCAGGGCGACCUGGAGAGAACCGUAUUGGAACAACAACCCAUUCCCAUGAUGGACAGGACUAAAGCGGCGGAGCUCCCCAAGCUCCAGUGUGGUUUCAUCGACUUUGUCUGCACGUUUGUCUACAAGGAGUUCUCACGCUUCCACCCUCAAAUCCAACCCAUGUUGGACGGGAUCCUCAACAACCGGAAGGAGUGGAACGCCAAGAAAGAAGAGUAUGAGGCCAAACUCAAAGCCAUCGAGGACGAGAAGGCGGCGAGGCAGGCUGCCGCCGCCAGCAAAGUGGAUAACAGCGGCGGUGGGGGCUCCAAGACGUGCUCGCUAUGCUGAACGGUGAAGUUUGAUGAGCAAGGAUCAGAAUGUGAAACGGUCAGGAAUGUCCGGUAGGGGUUCUUCUGGUGCUCUGCAGAAAGGAGGUAUCUUUGAUUUAGUGUUACAUAUUUGGCCUGAGUAUAUUUGUGUAAGAUGCUUUUAUAUGUACAACAUGUAAAUACACCUCUGUCAUCAUGUAGUAGUAGUAUAAAUAAACAAAUACUGUAUAUUUAA
Messenger RNA from Doryrhamphus excisus (bluestripe pipefish), 3127 nucleotides. RefSeq names its product rod cGMP-specific 3',5'-cyclic phosphodiesterase subunit beta. Gene Ontology annotation, molecular function: protein binding; 3',5'-cyclic-nucleotide phosphodiesterase activity. The record is from RefSeq and is a predicted model, not a curated record. Gene Ontology annotation, biological process: signal transduction. Lineage: Eukaryota; Metazoa; Chordata; Actinopteri; Syngnathiformes; Syngnathidae.